UGCGCGUGCGCAGACGGUAGACGCAAUUCUACCUGAGGCCGCGCACUUUUUUCCUGUUGCCCUGACUGCUGUGGUGUCAUCGGCGCUUGGCCGGUCUCAGCCGCCCCUCGCUGCGGUGACUCGAGUUCCCCUGCAGCCGGCCAUGCCCAUUGCGCGACUCGCUGCUGCGGAGCUCGCGCAGCACUGAGGGAGCCGCCGGACCAGGGGAAGGCGCGGGUCAUGGCAGAGUUCCCGCCAGUGCCGCUCUCCCUGCGGGAGGAGCCCCCGGGCGCCCGCUCUGGCUCCGAGUCCGAGUCGGAGGCCGAACUGUCGCAGAGCCUGGCCCGCACCAAGAUCCGCUCGUACGGCAGCACGGCCAGCGUAGCGGCCCCCCUGGCGGAGCGCUACCUGGAGCAUCGCCUCAGCGCGGGCGACACGCUGCAGGGCAUCGCGCUCAAGUAUGGAGUUACGAUGGAACAAAUAAAAAGGGCAAAUAAACUAUUUACCAAUGACUGUAUAUUCCUGAGGAAAACUCUGAAUAUUCCAGUUAUAUCAGAGAAGCCGUUACUGUUCAAUGGACUUAAUUCGCUGGAAUCGCCUGAGAAUGAAAUUAUUGACAUUUCUCUUUGUGGUGAAGGACCAAUAACAGUUCAGGAAGAGAGUAGUUCUUCUUCUCCCAGUCCUCAAGAACCUGACAAUCAACCUGCUGCACCCGAAGAACUAUCUGCCAAAGAUUUUCUACAUAGACUGGACUUGCAGAUUAAGUUGUCCAAACAGGCAGCCAGGAAACUAAAAGAUGAAGAUAUCAGAGAGGAGGAUGAGGAAAGUCCCUAUGCAACUUCUUCCUAUCACCAGUAGAUGACCAACACAUGAUGACCUGCAAACGUGGAAUGAAGAUACAGUUCUUAAAGAACUAAAUAAUUGAUUCAAAAGCAAGCCUUUCAGACUGAUUACCGUGGUGUACUUUUUACAAGUCAUGAAUGGGUAAUUUCACUGACUAAUUGCACUGAAAUUAUUUGACCUCUUCUGCCUUCUGCAGGUUAAUUUCCUUAAAUUAUAUCAAUAAGAGGUGUAAGCCUUGCAAAACUAGCAAUUGCCUUCAUAUUCCUUCUGUGUAAAUUGUAGCAUGGUAGCAACAAUAUAUCCUUGAAGUCACCUUUAUGCAGGAUGCUUGGAUCUUUAGUGUACAGUUUGUAAAUACUUGUUAAGAUAAAGUGUGAGAGAUUUGAUUAAAUAUUUAUGGAGAAAGUUACACUUAUCACUGGCAAAUUUAACUAUAUAAAAUGACUGAAGUUUUAUGAUACUUACAUCUUGAUUCUGCAGUCCCAAUGCAGGCAAAUUUGCCACGGAAGUUUUGCCUGCAGCAAGGCUGCAGAACUGAUCCCUAAGUUGUGUGUGUAAGUGUGCAUCUAUAAAUAACAUCUAUGUGUUCCUGUAAAGGAUUAAUUUAGCCCUCGAUUUUGAUUGGGUAAAGAAAGCCUUUAGGGGAAAAAGUUAUAAUAAGAGGUAUUUUUCUUUGUGUUAUAGUGACAUUUGAAUUGUUCAUAAAUGUAUUCUUGUGUGCAAAUAUAUUUUCAGUGUAACUUUAUUAAACAAACCCCCCCAUAAUAAAUGAAUAUUCUUCA
Trachemys scripta elegans is the source of this 1604-nucleotide messenger RNA. It is a transcript of the gene LYSMD2, whose product is annotated as LysM domain containing 2. The transcript is spliced from 3 exons. The record is from RefSeq and is a predicted model, not a curated record. Lineage: Eukaryota; Metazoa; Chordata; Testudines; Emydidae. Bases 220 to 837 code for a protein of 205 amino acids.